CUUUGUCAAGAUCAACCAUCAGCAUUAUCUAGUAGUGUUCCUUCGAAGCAAGUCGACAAAGAAAAGAGCUUUGCAAAAAUGUCAGAUAUCAUUUUUAGCAACUUUAUUCCGAUUUCCCCUUGUCAAAACUGCUUCGGAAAGGCUGAAAAACAGGAUUUGUAUCAUUUAUACGAUUGCCCGAAAACUUCUUGGCAGCCCGCUGACGGAUCUAUUUGAAGUAACUGAGCAAGUGUGGGGCCGUAUUGGCAAGCAAUAAGUACUCGGGGGCCAGGGCCCUUGUGUUGCACCACUGAGUGACCAGUCUGACGAUGAGGGGACGAUCGAGAAGUUACCCCGGCAAGGCCGACUCUCUCCUUUGGUAGAUAAAAGUUUUGUCUACAAUCGAGUUUCACUUGUAAUUGCUACAGUCAGCUUAGUCAUCUUGUCAACGUUGAUUUGCAGCUGGUGUAUAUCAGUGUUUCCGCAAGCUGAGAAGCAGAGAAGCAGAUCCCACUAGCUGAGCAGAUUUUUGGCCGCUUUGGUUGGUAAGCACCUUCACCUUACUAGUCUAUUGGGCAGCCGUCAGAAAAGUCUCCCAGUAAUUCGAUCAACGUGCCUCUUGCUGGCAACAUGACGGCCUGUAUGGCACCUGAUCAGCCCGAGAGAGCUGCGGCAAAGAAGAUCCCCGUGACUGUGGUGACUGGGUUCCUGGGCGCAGGCAAAACAACACUUGUCAACCACAUUUUGAAGGAGAACCAUGGCAUGAAGAUCGCCAUCAUCGAGAACGAGUUUGGCGAAGUGGGUGUCGAUGACGCUCUUGUUAUUGACACUGAGGAAGAGAUCUUCGAGAUGAACAACGGCUGCAUCUGCUGCACCGUGCGGGGAGACCUUAUCCGGAUACUGAUCAAGCUGGCGGCACGUCGCAACCAAUUCGACGCGAUCCUCAUAGAGACGACUGGGCUCUGUGACCCUGCCCCUGUUGCCCAGACCUUCAUGCUGGACCCCGACAUCAAGAACCGCUUCACAAUCGACUGCAUCCUCACGGUUGUCGACGCGUAUCACAUCGAGCAGCACCUCAAGGAAAAGAAGCCGGACGGGGUGGAGAACGAGGCCGUGGAGCGGGUUGCGUUCGCUGACAAGAUCCUGCUCAACAAGGUUGACCUCGUUACCUCUGAGGAGAAGGUGCACGUGAAGAACAGCAUCCGUGCCAUCAACAAGUUCUGUGACAUCGUCGAGUGCCAAAAUUCGCGCGUACCUCUGAAGGAGAUUAUGAACUUGAAGGCGUUCGACCUGGCCCGCGUCAUGGACAUGGACCCCGACUUCCUGAAGGUCGAUGCUGAGCACAUGCAUGACCUCAGCGUAUCCAGCGUGGGCAUCCGGGAAGAGGGGAACGUGCACGUGAAGAAGCUCGAGAAGUGGCUAAGCAACCUUUUGAAUGAGCGCGGCCAGGACAUCUUCCGAUCCAAGGGGGUGCUGUCGGUGGCGGGAAGUGACGAGAAAUACGUCUUUCAAGGCGUGCACAUGCUGAUGCGGAUAACGUCCUCGGACGACGGGGUCGGGAAGGCCUGGCAGCCGGGCGAGAAGCGGGUGAACCGGCUCUGCUUCAUCGGGCGCAAUCUUGACCGGGAGGAGCUCACCAAGAGCUUUGCCAAGUGCCUGACGAAGGAGGCGACGUCAACCAUCAAGACGCGUAAGCGCGCGCGAACCGAGGCUGCACCGGGCGACGAGGACUGAGCAAGUCACUUUUGCGGAAGGGCGCCAGUGAUCGGGAUUUGCAAUUUGUGUUGUUGAGUAGAGGUUCGAGUCAUCCCAGAAGCCCUCUUCUUCAGGUAAAGACUUGAUGACAUGCGGGCGAUCGUGCACGGCCUUGCAUCUCCCUUUCAUGCAUGCGGCUUUGAAACUCAGUGUCCUCGACACGGGUAGGCCUUAAAACUCACCGUCUGGCCGGCAACGAGCACUAUCAUGGCCAUGGUUUGAGCAGCCGUGUGUCUUGAGAAGUAUUUGUGUUGCUUAGAUCAUGCAAUACACGCGGUAUACAGAUAGUGGCUUUGGGUGUCACUUCUGGGUUUAGACGUCAGUUUGAAGUUUGGGUUGGACGUACACUGAUCGAUGUUCCGUCUUGACCAGCUUGCGUUAAGGCACACGUCUUGAUUUAUGAAAGGGCAUCGC
Molecule: messenger RNA, 2148 nt
Organism: Klebsormidium nitens
Lineage: Eukaryota; Viridiplantae; Streptophyta; Klebsormidiophyceae; Klebsormidiales; Klebsormidiaceae
Source: the annotation of a GenBank genome assembly